Messenger RNA from Cyclospora cayetanensis, 2421 nucleotides. Its product is annotated as AF4/FMR2 family member 4. The record is from RefSeq and is a predicted model, not a curated record. The transcript has 3 exons. Lineage: Eukaryota; Apicomplexa; Conoidasida; Eucoccidiorida; Eimeriidae. The coding region runs from base 1 to 2421 and encodes 806 amino acids.
AUGCGGAUUUUCGUGCGAUUCUGCUGCUGCAGUGGUCCCCCGCUAGCCGCACCGGACGAAGGGGGAGCAAGCGGCUGUUGCCACAGCAGCUCUGGAUGCCGUCCCUUCACAGCGGCAGCGGCUGCGGCUCAAAACAGCUGCUUGCACGUUGACGAGCAGCGGCAGCAGACGGUAGGCCACUUGAAACAGCAUCUGCUGCGCUUGCUGCAUAGAGGAGUCUUCAGCGGUAAUGCGCCUGCCAUCGCCAGCAACUGCCCCCCCCGCGAGCCGGUUGAGGGAGAAGAUGGAAGCGCGAAGAGAUGCAGCCUGCUGCAGCUACGUCUGCAAGGAUUCAUGCUCCCCGAUGAGCAGCCUCUCGCAGUCAUUCGUGACGGAGACGUUGUGACUGCCUGUCUGCACAACCUCAACGUCACCACUCACGGCACUCCACGGCAGGCUGACCUCCUCCAGCAAGAAGAGCUGACUCCUUCCAAACACAAGCUCGUCGGGAGGGCGUCUGAUGUACAGCGCAAGAGGCAGAGAUCUGCUGCUGCAGAAAAAUCACCGGCUGUGCCUUCUGGAGAAGGCUCUAGAACUGCUGCGAACGCGACAGCCGCUACCAGCAGAAGAAGCAGCAGCAGUAGCAGCAGCAGUAGCAGCAGCGAUGAUGAAGGCAGAAAUACUUUUUUUGUCUCUCCUUCGAAGCCUGUCCGCAAGGAAGCAGCAGCGGCAUCAACAGGCAAGCAUGUGCAGUAUUUGCGUCCUGGGCAUAUUAUCCUCGGCAGCAGCAGCAGCAGCAGCAGCAGCAGUGAGACGGAGAGUGAAGGAAUUGAAGGAUGCGGGAGACUUAAUUUGCGGCGAGAGCAGAAACAGCCGCCACUCUCCUCAAAGCAGCAGCAGCAGCAGCAGCACCGCCUAUGUGCUGGACCUCUCCCGUUGCCGCUGCAGCGUCUACAGCGCCAGCAGCAACAAAAGGGGCCCCUCUGUGCUUCUUUAGAGGGGAAGUGGCUCAAGGCGCAGCUGCUCCUGCUGCAGCAGGGAGUGCCACAGCUCUCACCGCAGCAGAUCUUCCGCGUGCUGCAGGUGGACGUACAGCGCAGCCGAGUGCUCCUGCAGCCAGCUGCAUCGGGAGAUUUUUCUCAGGGCGGAAAGGGCAGACACGGCAGGCAGCAGCAGCAGCAGCGCCGCUGGAGAGACUGGACUGAACUCACUGCCACCCACCUCCUGCCUCAUGACGCAGAAGACCUCGAGCAGCAGCAGCAGCAGCAGCAGCAGCAGCAGCAGCAGCAGCAAAGCAGGCAGCUCGAUCAGAGGCCGCCACUGGACCCCACACCACCCAGUGGAGAGAGCAGCAGCAACAGCAGCAGUGGAGAGAGCAGCAGCAACAAGGGUAAGGCUACUCCUACGACAAAUGGGAAAAACGGCGGCACAAGUGCUGCCCAGUAUAGGCCUCUACGGGAGCUGCGUGCUGCGGCAGCUGCUGCAGCAACUGGUUCUGCAACAGAGAAAUCUUCCCGAGGCAUCAAAGAACCGUCGAGAAACGGGGUGAAGGACGGCAGCACCGUCGCUGGAGGUACAGUAUCGGAAGGGGGGGUGUCUUUGGGGGGAGGAGGAGCAGCAGCAACAGCAGCACAAACAGCUCCAAAGGAGGGGACCCCUGCAACUCCCAUUACUAGCAUCGACGCUAAGUCGGGAGGCGCAACAGCAUGUAAGGCGGAAAUUCGCGCGUGGGUGUCUACAGCCUUGCUGCAUAUGGAGGGGGGGGAGAGGCUUCAGCGGCAGCUAUUAGUGACAACAGGUCCUUUAGGAACGCUGCAGCUCCCUGGCAGCGAUCUGUGGCUGCAAGAAAAGCCACAGCAUGUCGCACGUUGGCGAGAGGCAGUGCAGCAAGAGCAGCAGCAGAAGAAGCGGCAGAAGGGGGGCGUUGAUCAGGUGGACGUACAGCAGCAGCCGGGGUCGGUGGAAGCUGCAGCAGCAGCCGCUGCAGCGGCUGCUGCUGGGGAUGCAGCACAGGAUGCCCUCCCUUUGUCUGCAUGCAGUGACGUGCUCCCCCCGGAGCUUGUGACAGCUGCCGAGAAGCUGCUUCAGCAGCGGCUGUCUCAGCUGCGCGCGGCAGUGCGACGUCAGGUAGAUUGGUAUUUCUCUCCUAGCAACUGGAAGCAAGAUCACUACUUGCGAGAUCAGGCUGUGGUGUAUCCCCCCUCCACGGAAGGCAGAGAAGGAGGCGGAAGAGGGCGAGAGGGCUCGCAGCCUCUCGGCGAGAAAAAAUUGGCAGUUCCUCUGCAGCUAGUGCUAGGAUUUCCUAGACUGCAGCGGCUCACUCGAGAUGCUGCAUUUGUGGUCGCGUGUUUGCAAGGGGGCGGGGGGGGGCUGAAACACGUGGAGGUCAGUGGUCCCUCAAACGACCUUCUCUUGCGGAAGGAGGGAGAGAGGGGAGCGUGA